AUGGUGGAACAGCUGAAUGCAAAGAAACAUCCUUUCAUAAUGUGCAAUUUCGCUCCACCCGAUAUGGUCGGCCAUACUGGUAUCUAUGAAGCCGCCGUUAAAGCCGUCGAAGCAACUGACACUGCGAUUGGACGAAUCUAUGAGGCAUGCAAAAAAAAUGGCUAUAUUCUGAUGGUGACAGCCGAUCACGGCAACGCAGAGAAAAUGAUAGCGCCGGACGGUGGAAAGCAUACUGCUCAUACCUGCAACAAAGGUACUUACCAGAGAGAGCCUGGCAAUAACAAUAAUUGCCGUUUGCUCGAACUUUGA
Messenger RNA from Gongylonema pulchrum, 309 nucleotides. Lineage: Eukaryota; Metazoa; Nematoda; Chromadorea; Rhabditida; Gongylonematidae. The record is from the annotation of a GenBank genome assembly.